Molecule: messenger RNA, 830 nt
Organism: Colletotrichum navitas
Lineage: Eukaryota; Fungi; Ascomycota; Sordariomycetes; Glomerellales; Glomerellaceae
Exons: 2
Coding region: 59-544 (161 amino acids)
Source: RefSeq, a predicted model, not a curated record
CCCCCUCCCUCCGCCCUUCUCCCCCUCCCCAUCUCGUCCCAUCCUGCUUGCCCCACCCAUGCUUCCUCCUUUCACCGGCCCUCAUGUUGCCUCAUCUUGGCUGUGCGUGCAGCACUCUAAAUCUGCGCCCGCUCGCUCGCCCGCAGCGCUCCUCACCCUGCCUGUUCCCCGUCGACAAGCGCCCCAUGGCCUCACCCCAGUGCCUCUCGUCCUCGACUUCGUCCCCGUUCCGGUCCCUGUCACUGUCCCCGCCCCGGGACGACCUGUCCCUACGCGUCGCAUUUGUUACCCGAGCAGAGAACUCUUGGUCCAGGCUCGAGCUGGGUCCCACGUGAACCAAGCUCCUCUGAUUCUUCCUUCCUCCGUCUUGAGCUCCAAUACAACUGACAAGAUCGGGGCUCAGACCCCGACGGCGUGCCAUCAACAAGCGACUGAGGACAAGUCCUCGCGUUCGCGGCCUGUAUGUCAAGAGCCCAUUACUGGUCAAGGCCGAGACAAACAGAGAACAAGAUGGCAUCCUGGAUCAAAGAACCAACCCGGCUGAGGUGCCAGUGCGGCUACAUGCCCACGGCCUCGACUGAACUUGCAUGGUAUAUCCGACUUGCAAUGUAUUUGCUACACCAUGCUACUGUUACUUUUAUGAUGAUUACGAUUGUUAUUUACUAUCAUUGUUGUUGUCGUUGUUGCUGUUAUUAUUGUUACUGUUAUCAUUAUUAUUACUACCAUUACUACCCCUACUGCCGUCCGCCAGCUAGACUUUGCUAGACGUACAGAACGGGGCAGAGCCGCCAAUUAAUCCAUCCGGUCUCGAUCUCGAUGGCAUGUUGUUG